AUGGAGGCCUACUCAACAUCGUUGCGACAGAUGGCCUCCAUAGCAGACAGCAUUUACCAAUCGGCUUUACAGAAGGGACUUAAUGCUGCAGCCGCAUUUCUAUAUCCUGGAUAUAAAUCAUACAAGGCAUUGUCAAAGCGUAACGUAGACGAAGUGGAAUUAGAAAGGUGGCUCAUGUAUUGGAGUGUCAUGGGGUUCAUUUCUGCAUUCGGUCAGCUUCACAACACACCUGCUAGCAAAGGAGACCCACUCAUACCUCCUAUCUUAGAAUACGUAGCUGAAUGGCUCAUUAGUUGGAUACCCUUUUAUUACUUCUUUAAAACAUUAUUCCUCUUGUUUUUGGCCCUCCCCCAAACCCAAGGUUCUACUUUCGUCUACUCGAUGCACUUAGCGCCGCUUCUACGAGGGCAUGAGGACCAAAUCGACUCCGCUCUAACUCAAGUCAAACUUGCUGUCUAUGAAUUUGUGCAAGAGAGAUUGCGGCUCGUAUGGAGUACAGUAGUUGGAGGGGCCCCUCCAUCAGCUACUGCCACAAGCGCGACGUUAACUACAAACGUGGCCGCA
Molecule: messenger RNA, 564 nt
Organism: Acaulospora colombiana
Lineage: Eukaryota; Fungi; Glomeromycota; Glomeromycetes; Diversisporales; Acaulosporaceae
Source: the annotation of a GenBank genome assembly